GCGGGCUGAGUCAUGGGCUCUGAGUCGGCCCAAUAAGAAGCAUGCUCGAUUCCAUAUGACGCUAUCGCACGUGCGACCGGCAUGCCCAACCUCGCGGAACUCCGAUGGGCGCCUCCGAAUCCCUUCUCCCCGUACACCACCACCAGCGGAUCGAUGAAAUCACCACCGUCUCCCAAAGGAUCGAGGGCGUGGAUCCCCUCGUCGAGCGCGUCGAGGCGCUCAAGAUCGCCACGCCGCUGCUGACCUCCCCGCCUCCGUCCGAGUCCAGCUUAUCCGACAUUCUUGUCAGGAAACCCUCAUCGUCCUCGUCUUCCACCUCUACUUCAGGUACUUUAAAUCCCAAUGUUCUGUUGGAGCUCUUUUCUAUGUAUCGCGAGUGGCAGGAAGAGAAGGCCAAGAAGAUUAGUAGAAAACAGGAGGAGAUUGAAAACAAGAUAGAAACUGCUGAUGCUUUGGCUGUUAAGCUUUUUCAGCGGUUCAAUUAUUCAGUUUCAGCCAUGAGAUCAACCACUCAGAGUCUUGCUGAAGUGCAGCAAUUACAGGUCGAAGUUGGUGAACUUAAAGGCAGGCUUACGGAGGUGAUUAGCAAUUGCGAUAUGCUAUGCAAAAGAAUUGCAGCAGAAGGACCAGAGUCCCUUCGUUCUUCUCUCAAUCCAAUCUCCACAAGCAAUGCCGAAAUACCAUCCAUUUGUUACUUAAAUAACAAGGUUCCUGAAUAAAUAAGCUUGCAGUUUACAUAGGAUUUUGUAUAAUCUUCCCAAGUUCAACAUUCCUGUACUCAUGAUGUAAGGUAGACUGUAAUCCACCGCUGGGACAUACACUGUUAAGUCGAGUGAUCUUGCAGAAACAAAUCAAAUCAAGAUUAUAUAGUUUCCUGAGA
This is a messenger RNA of Musa acuminata subsp. malaccensis (wild Malaysian banana), 880 nucleotides long. RefSeq lists its product as uncharacterized. The record is from RefSeq and is a predicted model, not a curated record. NCBI's taxonomy places the organism in Eukaryota, Viridiplantae, Streptophyta, Magnoliopsida, Zingiberales, Musaceae.